This is a messenger RNA of Protopolystoma xenopodis, 300 nucleotides long. The record is from the annotation of a GenBank genome assembly. Lineage: Eukaryota; Metazoa; Platyhelminthes; Monogenea; Polystomatidea; Polystomatidae.
AUGUUGGGGUCAAAGGGGUUCUCUUCACUGGCUCGCGUUGUAGAGAAGUCCGUGUUUAAGGAGAGCGACGGACGCGAUUUCCGAGCUUAUGGCUCUCCUCACCAUCACAGAGUACCUAUGCGCGACUGUCCGAGAGUGGAUAUCAAUCGUAUUUUGGGGGGGAUACCGGGCAACUAUAAACAACAACAGUACUCCCACCGAAUGAGCACAGCUGCUGAGCGAAAUCAAAUCGUGCGCGAUGUGAACUCAUUCACACCUCCUAGCUCCAUGUGGGGCGAAAUCAGGCCUCCUGGACUGUGA